CUUAACUGAACCUCUUAUUCGCAGUGUAAUGACCUCAUCUCAUUUCCUGUGAUGACAGUAUUCAGUGUUCAGCUCUUUAACUUAAGUGAAAAUAGUAAUACCACAAUUUUAAAUGACUAUUAUCUAAAGUAAAACAAGUAAAAGUCCUGCAUUCAAAUUUGUAAAUGAAGUUUAAAACAAAAUUACUGCAAGAAAAAUAUACUUGAAUUACAAAAAGUACUUUUUGUGCAGAACGACCCUUUUUCAGUUUAUAAGUACACAAGAUUAUCAUUGUUAUUACAGAUACAUCAGCCUAUAGGCUACAUUUUAAUGUAGCUACUUGAGCUGGAGCUAAUUUCAGGAACUUUACGACUGAUUUGUUAAUAAAUUGAAUUUUGGGGGCUGAUGAUAACUUUUUAAUGUAAAAUAUUAAUAACUACCUGUAUAGCUGUAAAAUAAAUAUGCAUUCAAAAGUACAAUAUUUUCCUCUGAACUGUAGCACAACACAAAAAUAGUCAAGUAGUGUUCAAGCACCUCAAAACUUUACUUAAGUACAGUAAUUAAUUAAUAGCAUUUUUUUACAUAGUGAAGUCACACACAUGAAUAUAACGCGCAGGUGGAUGCACAACCGCUUUUAAAAUAUUUUAUUUCUACCCAUACAUUUAACAGAUGAAAUCUGAUCUUGGUGCACAAGUCAGUAAUGUGUGCUAUGAUACACUAAAAUGAAAACACUUUCCAGUAAAGAGAGUUAUUCUUAAAAUGUGCAGCAUAAAUAAAACCACAGAUGACCUAAACUGUCAGAAUUGAGGCUUUGUUUUGUUACACGUUCCUUUUGUCAGGCCUUGAGUGUUUACCCGGUCAGCAAGUGAGGAAGAUGUACAGAGGAACACACAUAAAUGUGUCUGCAGGUGGCCAGCACAUGAAGACUAUACACAUUCCCAAAUCUAUGAUGUCUGCACCCUUCUUACAGUCACACCAGUCCUUCUCUCUACCCCAGCACCCUGCCCUUACUGCUGGACAGAGACGCUAUCUUUGCAGUAUAGCAAAUGUUUACAGUACAGAGCACAUGAGACGACAGAUGAAGCAGCACUACCUCAAUGUGCUGCACACGUGUGUUCAUUCAGGCCAGAAUCCCACCUGCAGGAGGAGGUAUGGGGAUCAUCAACAUGAAAGUAGCAUGUUGACAAAGGAUGCAGACAAGGAUGAGGAGGCAAGGGCAAAGCCACUAGGGCAGAGGAAAGGCAGCAGCACAGCUAAUUCUGAUGUCAUAUUUCCAAAAAUAGUCAACAAAUGACGGAUAUGACAGCAAAUUGUUUUCCUUUUGUGAAGGUUUUAAUAAUGUUAUAGUGAGAGUUUAUGUUGAUCUUUGUAUCAACGUGUGUUGUUGCAGUUUUUCAAAUACUUUUGACUUUUAAUGUCCCUAAACAAAGGUGGCAUGCAGCUAUAGUCUUAUAGAGACACCUACACAUAUUACAAACACUACUGUGUUUACAGUUCUAGUUCUUUUUUGGAUGUCUAGUUGUUCUUCAUCAGGCUAUUAAUACAAUAAUAAAUGUUGGAUUGUAAUAUUGGCUAUUCUUUUGAGUCAUAAUGUAUAUGCACAGUUUCCUUUCCAAUGAUUUGUUGUUUUAAGAAAGCAUUAUUCUAUGAUUUAGUGGGGCUCGUUUGAGGCUAUGAUCAAUACAAUUAUGUUUAACUGAUAUCUGAAAAUGUAACAUGCUUUCCAGCAUUCAUUUUAUUUUUUUUAUAUUUAUUAUUGUUCUGCAUGCGUGUUAACUAUUUUAAUAGCUUAUUCAUAUUACUUUUAGUGUGUCUCUUAACAUCUGUCCAGGUACCAUAGAUGAAAAAAAAGCCUUUUGGCUGUUUGUGGUGUAUU
Toxotes jaculatrix (banded archerfish) is the source of this 1855-nucleotide messenger RNA. RefSeq names its product protein FAM216A-like. The transcript has 3 exons. The record is from RefSeq and is a predicted model, not a curated record. Lineage: Eukaryota; Metazoa; Chordata; Actinopteri; Toxotidae. The coding region runs from base 854 to 1273 and encodes 139 amino acids.